AUGGCCUGGUUCCCCUGCUACCCUGUAUACCAAUUCUUCCGCCUGGGAACCGAAUCCGAUUGCUACGGCUACGGCUCGACCAACCCCAUAGAGGUUUACAACGUCGUGGUGGCAUCCAAUGCAACAAAUAUGGCGCUCGACUUCUUGAUUCUUCUACUUCCUAUUCCGUUGUUGUUCAGCAGCGACACCAUACGUCGCACAAAGCUCGGCCUUUUUGGACUGCUAUUCCUCGGAGUACUAAUUAACGCAAUUGCCGCAGCACGCAUAGUUGCCAACAAAGCGACGUCGAACCAAAAGCCAGACCCCACAAGAGUAUUCCCGAUCAUCAUCCUGCUCGGCGAAACCGAAAACCGACUGUCCCUCGUUCUCGCAUCGAUACCAGUGUUUUGGCCGGUGGUUACUAAGACGUGGAACAAUUUCAUCUUCGUCACACACGAAGUGAAGGUCGAGAGCACUCACAACCUUCCAAGCAUGAUGGAACUGGGUAGAAUUAGUCUGAGGGAUCAUCAGACUGGGACAGCAACCAUGACCGCGACGAACGAAGACGAGGCGACAGAAACUGGAUUGCGGCAUCCAGGACGGUUGCUGGAAGUCGAUCGAUACGUCAGGCAGCUGAUCAGUCCGUUUGCUGAGGGCAACCCUGCCAAGAAAGAACCCACUGUUAGAGAGAGAGAGGAAGUUCAGCGCGGCUUCAACGAAGAGUUAGAGGGGCACAGCUUGCAUUUCGAGACAGUUCCGGAUAUUGCUCAACCAGAGGGAUCGCCGCCGAGAGUAGAGUCGCGUGGUUCAGAAGCACGGGCAGCAGGAUAG
This is a messenger RNA of Colletotrichum karsti, 810 nucleotides long. RefSeq lists its product as uncharacterized. Bases 1 to 810 code for a protein of 269 amino acids. The record is from RefSeq and is a predicted model, not a curated record. The transcript has 2 exons. Lineage: Eukaryota; Fungi; Ascomycota; Sordariomycetes; Glomerellales; Glomerellaceae.